Molecule: messenger RNA, 1515 nt
Organism: Linnemannia hyalina
Lineage: Eukaryota; Fungi; Mortierellomycota; Mortierellomycetes; Mortierellales; Mortierellaceae
Source: the annotation of a GenBank genome assembly
AUGAAGUUCACCACCACCUCCCUCCUCGUCGCCGCCAUCAUGGCCCUCGGAACCGCCUCAGCCGCCAAGCCAACUUCCUCCGUUAUCACCGUGACUCUCCCCAGCACAAACUCCACCGCAUCCCCCACCGAUUCCGCAUCCCCUACUGAAUCUGCGACCUCUUCAGGCAUUGCUACCGCCACUGAGACCGCAACCAUUACAAUCCCUAUCAUCACCACCAUCACCAUUGGCGUCCCUACUAUCAUCUCGACCACUACUGUCCCCUCGGGUACUCCUGCCCCUGGUAGUGGAAGCGCUGGAAACGCGAUCCAGGCCCCCGUCAAGGCUAUGAUGGCUAUUGGUGGUGUUGCUGCCCUCGCUCAGAGCGACCCGUCAAGAGGGCGCUUGUUGGCUACCCAAAAGUCGGGACACCUUACCGAGGAAGCGAUUCCAGGCGGGGUUGAGGUGGUGUGGAUCAAAGGUCACAGCAACAUCCACGGAAACGAACUUGCGGAUCAGGCGGCGAAGGUGGCAGCACAGAGUGGUUCAGUGCCCUGGAUGGUGGAUCUCACUCAACAGACGGAUAUCACGACCUUUGCACAUUGUUACGGCGGGAUUGUUGAAAUCGAUCUACGUCAGCUCCUCAAACAACAAUCGACAAUCCGUCACCAUCAGGCCUGGACGUCACAGAGGCGGGUCAAGAGGGCGAUCCCUGACAUCGAGGACGUGGAAUGGAACUCGACCUUGGCUUAUGUCCACGACAGGCACGCAGUCUUCACCUUUUACAGCAACAGCAAGGACUCCCAUCAAAGAACACAUCACAUCAAAAAGCUGCAUGGAAUGCUGCCCACUCUGAACUCCAUGCAGGCUCGCAAGCCCAACCUGUACCCAACAUGCGUGUGCCGACGAUGCGAGCUCGAGAAGGAGGAUAACGAUCACGUCUGGAAAUGCCCUUCGGCAGCUGAGACCACCACUGAGAUCUGGAAGGAGGCCAUGGGCAAGAUUAAUGAGUGGGGUGUGCAGGCGACAAACAGCUACAACGCAGCCAGGAAGCGGGAAUACAAACGCGCGGUGGACAGAGGUCGUCAGAUCAUGUACGAGGAUUUUCCUCCAUCGGUGGAGCUCGAGCCGUGCACAGGCGGUAGUCCAGCUCUCGAUCGAGACGAGAAACCGAUGUGGAAUGUGUCGGAUCUCCUCCGCGGCAUCACCCCCUUGAGCAUGUUGACUGAAUGGUCCGCGGUCUUCCGGACCCCAAUGUCCAUCGCCAAGACAGUCCUUCACAAGUUUGUUGGCUACCUGGAGGCGCAGGCCUCGGAGCUGAUCUGGAAACCUCGGUGCUCCGCGACGAUCGCGUGGGAACAAAGCCAGGGCAUCUCUGCCAAGGACAAGACAUCCAAGUACACAGGCCCCCGAGGUGACUGGAGUCAAGGAUACGGUUACAUUACGCACGAUGGUUUCUCGACAAUUGUUGCGCAGAGCCAGGUUCUGGACCGGACUGCGACUGGUGGAUGGUGCACUGAAGAGUUUGGUCUGUAG